Knipowitschia caucasica is the source of this 483-nucleotide messenger RNA. The record is from the annotation of a GenBank genome assembly. NCBI's taxonomy places the organism in Eukaryota, Metazoa, Chordata, Actinopteri, Gobiiformes, Gobiidae.
AUGACUAAUGAUCAUGUGCUUCUCUUUAUCAACGCUGGUUCUUUAGGCACCAUCUCCCAGUUUUCCAGCUUCACCGACCCAGCUGAAGUGCAGGCCUACAUCACCUUCAACGUCAGCUCAGCCCUGGCCCUGACUGCGGGGGUCCUGCAGGCUUUCCCCCACAGACCGGGCCUGAAGAGGACCGUGGUCAACGUGUCGUCCAUGUUCGCGCAGGAGCCACACCCACGCUGGGUCCUGUACUGCACCGCCAAAGCCGCCCGCUAUAUGAUGUUUAAGGUGCUGGCCGAAGAAGAGCCAGACGUCAAAGUUCUCAGCUACUCUCCAGGGCCCAUGGACACAGAGAUGCAGCAGGAGAUCUUCAGACAGAUCAGCAUCACCCGGGAGCUGAUGUCUUGUGAAAAGCCCGGAUCUAAACUCCUGAUGCUGGUUCUGGACAGUGACUUCUCCUCUGGGGCGCACAUAGACUUUUUUGAUGCGUGCUGA